This is a messenger RNA of Guyanagaster necrorhizus, 2127 nucleotides long. RefSeq lists its product as uncharacterized. Bases 402 to 1778 code for a protein of 458 amino acids. The record is from RefSeq and is a predicted model, not a curated record. The transcript is spliced from 3 exons. Lineage: Eukaryota; Fungi; Basidiomycota; Agaricomycetes; Agaricales; Physalacriaceae.
CCAAAUUAUCCAUUUUUCUCACGACUUCCCAUCGAUGUCGUACAGACGUUCAUCACCCAACUUCACAUUGGCAAGGAUGUAGCUCGUGCAAUCCAGGAUCAAUGCUUUGGGACGAAUACAUGGCGUCUCCUUAUACUUAGGGGAGUAUUUGCACAUGGAAUUCUUCACUACGUUCUAUCCUCACGCCACUGGAGAGUCGAUUAUGGUUUGGACCUUAGCCGAAGUCUUCUAGCAGUGCCAUACAGGGCCAAGGAUGUCCCUUCACUGUUGGCGGAAUUUGGCCAUCCAGAUGUUGCCAUUUCUCUUAACUUGCCUAUCCUACUACUACAAUGGAUUGACCGAAGGUCAGCUCGAAACUUGUUUCCAGCUUCUCUUCAAACAAGACGAUCCAUUUUCGGAAUAUGAAACCUGGAUCAAGAUCAGUCGUGCCAUACCAGCGCAGUUGCGGAGUCAACAUCAAGGACAAGGAGCAAUGGUCGACCUACCUUGUUCCUCUGUUCCGCCAAAACCACUUUGUUAUCGAUUUCUUCUUGUCACAGGUUGUCUUCCCAAAAGAAGCAAAGGAGUUCCCGUCAAAGCUCUCUUCGUCAGGAUGGGAUCUUGCAGAGAGCAACCCCAACGUAACGACAGGCUUCAGCGGCACUAACGAUAAUCAGUACCUUCUCCCUACUUCUAUCCAGCAAUGCGAUCCCCUCAAUCAGCAAAGCACGAAUGCUAAAGUCUUGACUUAUCUUCUGCAGCCUGAGAACAAUCACUAUUCGUGUCUGCACAAUUUCCAUAACGGAAAUAGCCCAACCGCUCAAGAGUUCCUUGGUCUUCUCGUCCAAGAACAACCUGAAGUCCGAGUACUGCUAGAUGUUGGGGCGCAGAUGCUCGAACUUCGCAAAGAGCAACUGGUCAAGCAUUGGCUCUCUUUACGUCCGGACUUGUCGGCAGUUGUGUAUUUCAGUGAGUCGGACGAAUUGAUGGUACUGAAUCAACGCGAUAGCACGGAGCCACUGCUGUUGCCUCCCUUGAAGUACCAGCUGGACAAGUGUCUGGUCUAUCUUGAUCAAGCCCAUACGAGAGGCACGGAUCUUAAGUUGCCCUUACAUUCAGAGCAGCAUACGAAAGAUCCUCUUGUGCAAGGCGCCAUGAGAAUGCGACAGCUAGGCCAAGGACAGUCAGUGAUGUUCUUCGCACCGCUCGAGAUAGACCAAAGGAUCAGGAUCGCAGCGAAAAAAUCCGAAUCGGCCGCGUUGGAAACCAUCGAUGUUCUGCGUUGGGUCAUGAUUGAAACGUGCGAUGGUAUCACCUAUCAUGUUCCUCACUGGGCACAGCAAGGACUAGACUAUUUCCGGAGAAGGGAUGCCUGGGACGCUUUCAUUGAUUCGGAAUUGGCCGAUCAUCUUCUCCACCCUUGGAUUCAGCCAGAAGGACGCUCUCUCGUGGAUUUAUACGGGGUGAAUACAAGCACCGCCACCAUAAAUGAAUCUCUUAUGAGCAUUCCGGGGCUUCGAGACCGUUGUCGAAAGAUUGGCGUCACAUUUGUAUCUGGCAGUAACAUGGAUGAAAAGCAGGAGAGGGAAGUGAGCCAGGAAAUAGAGCGGGAACAGCGGAUCGAAAGGCCAGCAAAGUGCGAACCCGCGACGCAUUCCAUACUCCGUCACAUCCGUAGUCUCCUUGAAACAGGCACCAUUCGCUCAAACUCUACCCUCGUGCCGUUAUUCUGUCGUCUCAAGAGGUCUCGAAUCAUACAAUGGAGACGCAUGGGCUUCUCGGCUACUAUGCACCAGUGACUUCACGAAAACCGACUUGCGUGAGGACUAUGUGUCCGUACGGGGAAGGUUCCAGGAUCCCUCUUCGCAAUUCCUGAGAUCUGUCAACUGGAUCAUCUCUUCCACGAAGGGCGAUGAACUGCGACUGGUUGUCCUCAGCCCAUUCGAAGUCAAUGAGCUAUUGCCUAUCAUACGAACCAGCAAAGUCUUCCAUUACUUCCCACGACUCCUCGGUCCGCUCGAUGUCUUCUCUGUCGAUAGCCAUAUAGCGACGCGGCUCAAUAUCUUCGCAGGCCAGUUAUACGUGACGGAUUACGGUGCCUAUCGUACGCUUUGUUUGUUUUUGGGUCUUCACUUGGCCGGUGAAACC